Molecule: messenger RNA, 1368 nt
Organism: Diaporthe amygdali
Lineage: Eukaryota; Fungi; Ascomycota; Sordariomycetes; Diaporthales; Diaporthaceae
Product: tlg2-vesicle protein of 38 kda
Exons: 1
Coding region: 1-1368 (455 amino acids)
Biological process (GO): mitotic spindle elongation; vesicle-mediated transport
Cellular component (GO): Golgi membrane
Source: RefSeq, a predicted model, not a curated record
AUGCCGGCCGACUACAAGUCCGCGGCAGCUGGCCUGGCCGUGCCCAUGUCGCCCGACAACAAGACCCCUUCCGCCGCAUCCGCAGCCGCACAGCUCGCCAACACCUCAACUCAGGUCGAGCACGGCGGUGCCCCCUUCCACGACGACAGCGACCCCGAAGAGCAAGCCCGACCGUCCCCGACCCCUUCAUAUGGCGACAAUGAACCCCCUCUCCCGUGGGUCCGCCACAGCAGCAAUGCCAAUGGCAAUACGCGGUCUUCCCGGCGGCUUUCCACGCCCUACUCCCUCAACUCGCGCUCCUCGGCCAACCGCGACGGCUUCCGCAGCCAGCUGUCGGCCCUGGCCUCCUCCUCGAUCAAGACGGCCAACGGCCUGUACCGGCAGUCCGUGACCAUGUACGAGGGCCUGACGCCCACGCAAAAGGUCUUGUUCAUUGUCGGCGGGAACCUCCUCGGCGCCCUCACCAUAGUCCUGCUCAUCUUCUCGCACAAGAUCUUCACCCUCCUCGGCCCCGUGGCGGUCUCGUGGCGAGCCCUCCCCGCCGGCUGGCUGAUCAUCUGGGCGGCGACCUUCUUCGUGGCCUUCCCGCCGCUGGUGGGGUACAGCACGGCGUGCACGGUGGCGGGGUUCGUGUACGGGUUCCCGCUGGGGUGGCCGAUCGUGGCGACGGCGACGGUGGCCGGGUCGGCGGCGGCGUUCGUGGCGUCGCGCACCGUGCUCAGCGGCUACGUGGACCGCCUGGUCGGGCGCGACAAGCGCUUCGUGGCGCUGGGCCAGGUGCUGCGGCACGACGGGCUGGGCGUGCUGGCGCUCGUGCGCUUCUGCCCGCUGCCCUACAGCCUCAGCAACGGCUUCCUCGCCACCGUCCCCAGCAUCCAGCCCCUCAGCUUCGCCAUCGCCACCGCCUUCUCCAGCCCCAAGCUGCUCGUCCACGUCUUCAUCGGGUCGCGCCUCGCCCUGCUGGCCGAGAAGGAGAUGACCUUUGGCGACCGCCUCGUCAACUACGCCUCCAUGCUCGUCGGCGGCCUCGUGGGCAUGGGCGUCGGGUACUUCAUCUACCGCCGCACGAUGGCCAGGGCCGCGGAGCUGGCCAGGGAGGAGGCACAGGCGGGGCGGCCGCUCGACGGCAGGGCGCCGGGGGCCGAGUACGCAGAUGAUGAUAUAGGUGAGGGCGGCGAGGACGCGAGGCUGAUGGAUCCCAAUGACGCUGCUGCGCUGAUGGUUGACGAUGAUGACAUCUCACUGUGGGAUACCACGGGCGACAGCCAGUUUGAGGAUGAAGACGCGCCUGCGAGAUAUCGAGAUGAGGAGGAGGCUGUCGGGGGCCAUGGCACAGCAAGGAAACCAGGCGAUGCCACGCAGACUUAG